CGCUUAGUACUACAGCUAAAGAGUGUGAAUAAAACUUGAAGAGCAGCGAAAAACGAAAAAAAUAUGCGGAAAGGACACGGAUACGGAUACGGUUACGGCGUUGGGCUGGCGCUGUUGCUGCUGCUGUGCAUGGGUGCCAGCGUACGGACGGCUGUCAUUCGGCCCGAGGCGCAGGAGGAGGCAACCACAAUAAGCAGCGGGCCAGCCGACGCCGUGGAGGCCAGCACCACGGUGGAGCCAGAAGUAACGACCGCAUCGGUGGCCCAAAGUCGCGACAAGGAUGCCACCGUGAAAAUUGGUUGGGCUAGUGUUGAUCCUGCGCCCGGCACCGUCGACGGUGACCUGAGUGUGGGUCAAAUGAAGUCGGCUAAGCUGCUGCUGCUGAGCACGCCGGCCAGGCGGCCAGCGGAAGUGGAGCAGCAGUUCGAGGAGCCGGACGACAGCGAUGCCUCAGCCACCGCUGGCAGUGGGGAUAGCAGUUUGCCAACUACGACAGAGGUCAGCACCACAACCGAGUACAGUGAGCCACCGACAACAACAGCAGCGACAACGACAGCGACAACAACAACCGUAGACGAGCAAGCCAGCGAGCAAAAGACAACUAAACUAUUCGCCAUCAAUGCGACAAUAUCCUCCGAGGACGCGGUCCAGCCCAACGUAGCCGUGGCUGUGGCCACAGACAACACCACAAUUGCGAUUGCCGAACAGCCGCAGGCCCCCUCGGCCAACAAUGUGGCCAUUGAGCUGGCCCUCGUCGAGCCGGAGGCCGACUACGUGCUGCUGGAUGGCAGCUUAACCGACCUGUCGGACCUCACCAGCUCAUCCACCCAUGACGAACUGCAGCUGGGCAGCUUCACGCACAUCGACAGCGACGUCCACUUGCAGCCGGUGGUGCAUUCUGUGGAAAUCGUGCCCACCAGCCUCGAUGAUCCACUGAUUGUUAAUUACGUGCACAAUUUGCGUUGACUAUCGAUGGCCGGACAGGCCCUUCCCCCCGCACUGUGCUCCAGUUAAA
Messenger RNA from Drosophila navojoa, 1015 nucleotides. RefSeq lists its product as uncharacterized. The record is from RefSeq and is a predicted model, not a curated record. NCBI's taxonomy places the organism in Eukaryota, Metazoa, Arthropoda, Insecta, Diptera, Drosophilidae.